Molecule: messenger RNA, 1869 nt
Organism: Symbiodinium sp. CCMP2456
Lineage: Eukaryota; Dinophyceae; Suessiales; Symbiodiniaceae
Source: the annotation of a GenBank genome assembly
AUGGGAGGACAAUGCUGCCGUGCGCCGAAGAGUGGUGAAAGGAAAGAGGUUGAUGCUUUCGACUACGCCUGGGAUUCCACAAGUGCUGGGCAAUGUCAAGAUCCUCGUGCGGCUGAGCUGGUCCGCAUGUACGAUUUGGCCCUGGCUAACUUCGUUCGUGCUGGCGGCAACAAGGCAAGCCUUGUGCGACCAGAUUCGAGCGAUGACCUCAAUGACCCCUACAUGCAAGAUCAGGAGGACAGCGAUGGAGCUGCCACAGCCCCUGCUGCCACUGCUUCUGCUGCUUCGGAGCCUUCCGGUUCGGACAGGGAUUUGGCAGCCCCAGAGGUUCACGAGCAUUAUUCGGUGGAUGAUAUUGGGCCUCGCUCGCUGCUUGAGCUGCUGGAAGAAUUGUCUGUAAAGGAUGAUGAGCUGCCAGCAUUGACACCCUAUGUGGAUGGUGACGAUUUGGGUGAGACGACAGUGGCCUCCUCUUCAGGGGACGUGGGUGAGACAACAGUGGCCUCCUCUUCAGGGGACUUGGGUGAGACGACAGUGGCCUCUACCACAGGGGACUCGGGUGAGACGACAGUGACGACAGUGGCCUCCACAGAGGACUCGGGUGAGACGACAGUGGCCUCCACCAAAGGGGACUCGUGUGAGACGACAGUGGCCUCCAACUCAAGGGACUCGGGUGAGACGACGACAGUGGCCUCCAGCUCAAGGGACUCGGGUGAGACGACAGUGGCCCCACUAAGGUCAGCAGACGCCGGGGGUGACACGGAGGCGGCCAGAGCAAAAGCAAGGCAGCUGCAAUUGAAGGCUUUGUUGGCUGCGAGUGCUAGGAAGUUGUCUGAGUUGAAGAGGGCAAAUGCUAUGAAAGGCGGAAGCGCCGACAGUUCUGGCAAGCUUGUCAUGGACAACAAGGUCCCCAGUGGUUCCAUGGAUGCAGUGGAGACACAGCCGUGGGAUGGACUUCCGAGUUCGCCCUUGCCCUUGGCCCGAGCCUCCACUGUGAUAGACCUGGAUACCCCCGAGAAAUCUCUUGUGAAAGAAGAAGGUUUGGAUGAGUUGCCCCCCGCAGCAGCCUCGGCAGUUGAGCCCGUGGAGCCUUUGACAUCACCGGAGCCCACCCCGAAGCCGAAGCAGUUUGACUUGGUGUACAAGAACGAUUUGACCCCGGAGAAGCAGGUUCUGACACGAGAUGCUCAGCUUCGCAUCAAGGCCGCUUCCGAGGAUGCCGCUGAUGGAAAGCCUGGUCGAGGCCGUGGACGUGGCCGUGGCCGGGGUUCCAAGGCCACAAAGAAGGACACGAAGCAGUCAAAGAAGACUGCUCCGAAGGCCCCGGCUGCUGAUCCCGAUUCGGCUGAGUGGGAGGCCGAAGCUGAAUGGGACGAUGAGGAGUGGGCUCAGUGGGAGGCCGAAGCUGAGUGGAACGAUGAGGAGUGGGCUCAGUGGGAGAAGGGGACCUGGAAGCCCAAGGGCAAACGCAGUCGUGAUGUCACCAAGGUUGCAAAGGCUCCGGAGCCAGCCUCCAGAUCCAAGCCUGUGGGCAGGGCCCGUCCUGGCGAUCAUGCUUCCAUUCAUGCUGUGGAUGAGACCGACACCUUCAGCUAUCCGCACACCUUUGCCCGUCGUUCCAGGCCCCCCAUCAAGGGAAGCGAUUCCGAGAAGGUGUGGAUGGGCAUUGCAAAGACUUUUAUUCAGGAGAUUUCGUUCAGCCUGGAGAACCGCACCCGCACCGAAGCCGAGGCGAUCUACUGGAAGUAUGCCAGACUUCGCUGGGUUGACAGCGGAAUUGCCCCUACCGAUCCCGGCUUCCCCGAGUUCAUGGAGAUGAUAGCCCAGGAGUUUGUGGUGCUUCGCCCUACUGCUGCCGAUCUGGAGUGA